Messenger RNA from Impatiens glandulifera, 734 nucleotides. Its product is annotated as 14 kDa zinc-binding protein-like. Gene Ontology annotation, biological process: purine ribonucleotide metabolic process; sulfur compound metabolic process. Bases 21 to 533 code for a protein of 170 amino acids. The record is from RefSeq and is a predicted model, not a curated record. The transcript has 5 exons. NCBI's taxonomy places the organism in Eukaryota, Viridiplantae, Streptophyta, Magnoliopsida, Ericales, Balsaminaceae. Gene Ontology annotation, molecular function: adenylylsulfatase activity. Gene Ontology annotation, cellular component: cytoplasm.
GAAAAAAAUUAAAAUAAAAAAUGAUUGCCGGCAUAUUACAUUCAUGUUGUCGAAGGUAUAUGGUGAACAAGAGUGAUCAUUUACGAAGCAGUAGCCGACUUGGCGCAUUGAUUUCUCACUUGUCUCCUCCUCUCCGCUCAAUGUCGUCUUCCGAAAAGGAGGCUGCGCUUGCCGCCGUACCAUCGGAUUCCCCCACCAUAUUUGACAAAAUCAUUAACAAGGAAAUACCAUCUACUGUGGUUUAUGAGGAUGAUAAGGUUCUGGCCUUCAGAGAUGUAUCUCCCCAAGCUCCUACACACAUUCUGAUUAUUCCCAAAGUUAGGGAUGGAUUAACAGGACUCUCAAAGGCUGAGGAGAGGCACUGUGAGAUACUUGGCCGACUAAUGUACACUGCCAAAAUUGUUGCCAAGCAAGAAGGCCUUGAAGAUGGCUUCAGAGUUGUGAUUAACGAUGGACCAGCAGGAUGUCAAUCUGUAUACCAUCUUCAUGUCCAUCUCCUUGGGGGACGUCAAAUGAACUGGCCACCAGGCUAAGACUUUAUGAAGUUACUUUUUAGCUGUGUGAACUCAUAAGACACCGACCUACCGACCAAAUAAUUUCUGUCAUAUGAUAUUUGCAAUAAUAACAUUUUUAAAAAUGUUACAUUAGACAAUCAUAAUGUGAGAUAAUGGUCAUCUGAUUUGUGGUCUUUGGUUAAGAAUGUUACUAUGAAAGUUAUAUCUUUUCUUUUUAAA